Chironomus riparius is the source of this 1102-nucleotide messenger RNA. The record is from the annotation of a GenBank genome assembly. Lineage: Eukaryota; Metazoa; Arthropoda; Insecta; Diptera; Chironomidae.
ACAACGCUGCAUAAAAUGGUAAACAAACAAAUAUUUUUAUUUAAUUCGACUGUAAUUUAGUGCUGUUUAAUUCUUUAGGAACCAGUAAGUAAUUUUGUCGUCCCUGGAGCAAUAAAGGAAGAAGAUAUAAAGAGGAUUGAAGCAACAACAGAGUCAAUUUCUGACAAUAUUUUAAAAUUUUCAUUUUUUCAUUCUGAAAAUCGGAAGUUUAUAACAUUUUUGGACAUUCAGCUUUUUGUGCCCUUUGAUGAGAACCUGGAUAUUGAUCUAGUGGAAAAGUUUGAGGAAUUGAACAUUUCUUUGUAGCUGUCUGUGAAAAUAUGCAAUUUAUGGAAUUUUAAAUAGGAACUUAAUGGAUUAUAAUGAAUUAAAAGAUCGACUGGAUGAAAUAUUUACUGAGUGCAUUAGAGGAAAAGAGAAAGUGGAACUAGAAUUUGAGGUUUUUGAGAAGAAAUUAAUGAAAUAUCAAGACUAUAAGGUUGUUCAUCCAAAGAAGAAGCUUAAAUAUAAUAAAACAAUUAAGGAACCAGAAAUCAUCCCAAACAUUCUUAAUAAAACUUACAACAUUGAGGAAGCUGUUGAAUCGAAGGAAUUAAUUGAACCAACUCAAUCGUACAAUCCAACACCAUUGUCAACAAAAAUGCACAUCAAAAACAUCUUUAAAGGAAGUGAAAAAUCGCAAGCUCAAGUCCCAGUGAAGAAAUUCAAGAGAAAGCUGGACAUAAAGAAACUCCAAGAUGAAUCAUCGUUUUUCUUUAACAAAGUUCCACCGUUACUUCCUUUAGUAAUAACGAGAAAACCGAUAACAUUUGAUGACCUGGACACCGAUGAUGAGCAACCGAAAGGUCAAUAUCCUAAAUGGUCCUUUCCACGUUAUUACAUGAGAAAAAUGAAGGAACAAGUUUAUGUUGAAUGGAAACUUGUUGAACAGUUCUAUUCUUGUCCAAGUUUGGAUGCAGCCAGUGUCUUGUCAAUCUUUCCUUCAACAAGCCCCAGCAGGUUAGUUCGAAAUGAAUCAUCGAUUUGGGAUUCUGAAAUUGUUGAAGGCUGUUCUUUUAUACAAUAAAUACUUUUGGAAUUUGUAGAGUCUGAACACAGUUUA